Messenger RNA from Dalotia coriaria, 5206 nucleotides. RefSeq names its product wide awake (gene wake). Gene Ontology annotation, molecular function: protein binding. Gene Ontology annotation, cellular component: spindle. Bases 473 to 4501 code for a protein of 1342 amino acids. The transcript has 9 exons. Gene Ontology annotation, biological process: signal transduction; establishment of mitotic spindle orientation; regulation of establishment of bipolar cell polarity. NCBI's taxonomy places the organism in Eukaryota, Metazoa, Arthropoda, Insecta, Coleoptera, Staphylinidae. The record is from RefSeq and is a predicted model, not a curated record.
AGCGGCAUGCGUGCGGCAGCAUUGUUGGCGCGGCGCGCUUAUCCUGUAGGAGCCGCGCGGGCGGAAGCAGAGGAAAUACGCUCCCGACGCUCCGACGGCGCGGCACAAUCGACGACAUAAAUUAACGCCUUACAGCGCCCGACUUGCACGCGCUCGCUACCCAGGAACCCAGCGAAAAUUGAAACACAUUAGGCUUGCAGACAAUUAACGUCUGAAAACAGAUCGAAUUCUUUUACUAAGCGCCUGCAAUUGCUCUUGUGUUCGUUUUCUAUUAAGAUCAAACCCGCAUUUCAAGAUUUUGAAGUUGGCCGCAUUUUGAAGAUUCAUAUUAAAAUAGUAUUGCCAAAAGAAUAAAUUAUAUUAAAUCAGAACAAAAUUCAUAAAAACCCUAAUGCAGUUGUUAACAUGCCCUUCUCUGGCCUACAACAUAGUGAAUAUGGUAUGAGCGGGCAACGCAAAGUUUGAUGUGGCAAUGGAAGAGAAGAAACAAUACAGCACGCUGACGAUCGACAGGGCGGCAUUUUUAUUGUUGCGCGUCAAGAAGGCAUUUAAGAAGAAAAAGUUGCAACGCAAAGAACGCGAGCAGCGGAAUGCGCAGUUGGCAGCUUCCCGCGUCGACCAGCGAGCUUCAUGUGCCGGCCUUGAAGAUGCUCAACGCGCCAAGAGAAAACAACCCCCGCCGCUGUUGCGAUCGCGCACACUGCCGGCAAUUAUUGUCCCAGGUGUGAGCAUCCUACAGGCGCAAAUUGGUAACAUAAAACCAACCAAAGAUGUCGUCCAGCCGCUGCCGUCAACAGCAACGCCCAAGUCGCGUUUUUACUCCGGCCGCAUGGUCUUUGCACGCGGUAGCGGUGAUGAGACGCCGCCGCCGGAUGGGCGCCGCAAGUCCGCCGUAUCGAAGCUGUGUGUUGCGGGUGGCCACUAUGGGCCGGAGCGCGCCGUGGACGGCGGCCCGCUCCUUCGAAUUCCUGCAUUUCCAGUUCAGCGCGCAAAAAGCCCCAGCCCCAACAGCGGCAACGCGUUCAACCGUCUCUCGAAGCUGCUUAACCAGUCGAAGAACCAUCUGCCGGCAGCGGGGGCAGCUGAUGACACCAACAUCAUGCGGCGCCUCAGCUGGGAGAGAAAGGACAUCACCAGCCGGUUGCCGCGUUCAGCGAGCAUCGAUUCCAUGGUGGAGACCGUGUGGGCCGAAAGUUUCGUCGAACCCCUGCAGCAGAAAUCAUCUCAGCCCAGACAGUUUCAACGUCUGCCCGUAGAAAAACGAGCGUCGGUCACAUCUAGAGCAUCAGAUCGCACGUUGGCGUUGGUCUCUCCUUCGGUCGGGCGCCGCCUCAAAGGACAUCGCAGUGUAAACGCACUCUUCGCCGCCAUCGAACACGGCCACAUGGAGAAGGCACGCACAAUACUGGAGUCCACCGACGUGGAUGUUAAUUGCGUCAACAGCGACGGGCUGUCGGCCUUGGACGUCGCAGUCCUGAACAACAACCGUUCGUUAGUCAAAAUGCUGAUAAAUUUUGGUGCGAAGGAAAAUAGUCAAUACGUGAGCGCAGAUAAGUUGGGCACACACUUGAAGCAGCUUCUAAGCGAGGCUGAAAUGCGCCUUCAAGAAUUUGGCGGGCUGUUCGACGACUGUACCGCUUCAGUGAAUACGAGAGCGUCCUUUUCAAGCAUAAUAGGAAACGCUUAUCCUUCGUCGGCAAUGACAGGAUGCGCGGGCGGCGAUAACGAGAAGCAGGCGGUCGCGUGGGGCCGGCGGGCUAAGACUUUAAAGCGCUUAGUGCUGGGCUUUAAUCAGGCGCGUCCGCCUGACCCGCCGUCGCUGGUCACCGUCGACAUCACGGGCACCAACUCGGUGGCGUUAAGACUGCAAGAGCCUACUAAUCAUGACUCACCCAUCACGACGAAAUUCAAAGUGCAAUGGUCUACUCGCGCCGACUUCAACCCUAUAACUGGGGAAGCGGAGAUUCUGGAUAUGUCGAAACCGUCGUGCCACAUCGACCUAACGCAGGGUAGACGCUACUUCUUUCGCGCAUGUUGUGGAAAUUUGAAGGGCUAUGGCGGAUAUCUUACCUCCACGCCGGCCUCCGUGGUACCAUCCACCUGGCAUGAGGUGGACGAGAAAGCGGAUCGCUUUAUAGGAAAACUGAAGGAUCUCGACGCACUCAUUGAUGAGGUGCGUAGCGAACGUCCAGGCAGCGAAAUGUUGGAGAAUCAAGCUCCGCAACGUCGCGGCCAAAAGAAGAAGACAACCAUUAAGCAGCUGUUCACAGCCGCCAGCAAAUUCCAGAAGCACUUGCGGCGUGGUAUCUACCUGGCCUGCAUUCUGUACCACGAAGACAAAGUAUUAGUUACGAACGAAGACUUUCUGCCUGUGAUAGAAAUAGAUGAGACAUUUCCUAGUUGUAUAAAUAACGAUUUGCACUGGUUCAUGAAGGUGACCUGCAAUUGGGACGACACGAAGUCGCUGCGAGCUGAUAUGGAACGGCACGCGUCCCCAGCGGUACAUUUCCGGACGAAACUGCUCUCGGCGGCAUUGCAGAUGCAGUCGGCGCUGUGCUUACAGGAUCUGGGACAGCUAUACUACAAACCCGUGAAAGAUAGGCAGGGGACGCUUGUAUUGAGCACAAUUAACUAUAUCAAGUCGCCGAAAAACGUCUCCGUGCUGAAUUCGCGCUGGCUGCCUAUGAGCAAGGUGAAGAACAAGUGCGUACUAAGCGACGAGCACAACAUUUUUGAUCUUCUCAUGGCGUCCAUUCAGGAGCAGAUUAAUUACCAUCAAGUCUCGUCCUUAAAACUGAAUCGGGGAUUGUAUUUGGCAUAUCUAAAGAUGCAGAGCUCGGUGGAUCUAAUUCAGGUUGUCGUCUCCAUGAAAAAUCCAAACAUGUUACCACAUUGCAAAAUCCGAGACAACGCGCAUGUGUCUGCGGAGGAGUGGAGUUACCUGAAAAAUCAAAACAUGCCAGACAAACUCGAGCACGCUACAGAGCAACAACGCACUUUUCUGGAACUCGUCACUAGCGCGGCCAAGAGACUUUUUAACUACAUGGAUAUUAGUUCCGAGGACACAGCUACUCACAGACUGUAUGAUUCCGAGAUAAUCGAUCUUACACCUGACGUCAGCUUUUUGGUGAUAUGUCCGUCGGUCGAGUUUUCUUGCUCCGUGCCCGGCCAGCGUGAAAUUCUACUCCAACGGGGAGAUUUACUCAGUCUACCCCUGCAAGUCUUCGAGAUGAUUCACUUAAAUACUUACCAUAGCAGUAUCAUCCAACGGUAUAGCAAACUAAGUUGCGUGCUCGAAUUGGAUGCAGCAGCUGCUAAUCACCUGCAUCGGGAAGCUUUCAGCAAUUCCGAGGUAGCUGCUGCAAAGGAGAAGGUGCAAAAGCUGCAAGAGUUGCAAACUAAGCUUAACUCGGUGUGGCGAUGUGUGCGUUGGUUGAUGGACGUAAUUGCGUUCGCUCGAGAUAAAAACAGUGAUGGUGUCCUGCUACGACAUCUCUUGGAUCAAGGCAGCGCCAAUGCCAGUCCCAAAUGCUCUCUGCUCCAGAUUCCUCCUAAGACUGUAAAGAGCUCGCCGGGAAGAGGCAGUUGGCCUGGACCAGCAUCAUCCGGCCAUCAGACUUCGCUGAUGAGUAACGAGUUCAGCAAAAGCGAACAGCAACUGUGCAAUAACUCUUGCAGCGAUGAAGAGUCGCGUAAAAAUUCGGAAAGUUUCACAAGCGGUGAGCUGUACAACGAAUGCCUGGUACCGUCGCGAAGCGAGGACAUGCUGUUUGCCGUCCCUUCAAUGUCCACCGCUAGCCCAUUGAUCCACCGUCCUAUUUACACCGGCAGCCUGCUUAGCGUGAAUACGAUGAAUAAAGACAGCAUGCACAGUCUGAGCUCCGAAAGUGACAGCAAUUUCUCGCAGCCGCUUAACUCUAGCACGCCGAAUUCGCAGCGCUACCGAUCAAAAAUUCCUCCAUCACGGAGCCUUACCAGCGUUAAACAAAACCCCAGUGAGUGCAGCCGCUCCAAUGGUGACAAGAUGGCACGUCGUAACCUCAACAUGGAGGGCCUAUCCAAGAGCAUGACAAACAUAUCCGAACAGGGCGCUUUCAAAGUGCCACAACUUCCACAGAUGCCGCCUCCCGGCCACGCCAAGGAGAUGGGGCCCGGAAUAUUACAGGUGUACGCCGCUUACGAGACUGGACUGGCGAGUGGCACCAGCCUCAAAUUGCACGUCACUCCUAAGACCACGGCGCGUGAAGUGGUUGAUCUCGUGGUAAAGCAGUUGAACAUGGCGGUUGUAUUGAAAGGCAAAGAAGGACCAAUUUAUCCUGCUGACAAGUUUAAAAACUUUUGCUUGGUGGCUGUGAUCGGAGCACGCGAGCGUUGUCUGCGCGAUGACUUCCGCCCUCUACAGUUGCAGAACCCGUGGAAGAAGGGUAGACUAUACGUGCGUAUGAAACAGGACGUGCUCGCUGCUCUUGAACACAGUACGAAGCAUUCCGCUAUCAUCUAAAUACUAUUUGAAACGCAUUUCCCACACUGUUGAUUUCCUAUUGGACCAAGAACAGUUUUGCCCGUUGAUUUGCGAGUCCACUGCGAGCCCCGUGUGAUGAGUGCUGAAUUUCGUCCAUAUUGUUACUCGCUUGUAUUAUUCAAAACAACGUCAUCCCGCAAACACCAAUUUUAACAAAUACGUAUAUGAGAAAAGUACCUUCAGAGAAACAUACAUACAUAUAUCUUCUGAAUCUUCAAGUUUAGGCAAAUGUUAGUAUGUAAAUGUUUAGUACAAAAUGUUAAUUAAACGGAAGGAUUAAGACCUAUUCAAUUACGAACGAUUCCAGAGAGUGGUUUUAGAGCGUUAUUUCAAGAAAGAAAUAACAUGUGUUUCUUUAUUACUAAAUGUAUAUUAAGUUUGAGAAUUUACUGUACAUUGUUAAUGCUUAGAAGAUGAUUUGGAUGUAAAUAUGAUUACGAUGUGAAUGUGAUUCCUUCGAUUUCACUUUAAUCUAAUAGAGUUAUCAUGAGAACUAUCGGAACUGAACCAUUGAACGAAGAGAAAAUAUAUCUAUUUUAGGACGCGAUAUUAACGUUAGUAAAGAUGUUAAAAGAAUUAUUUAUACCUAUUAUAAUCUAACAUAUUUUAAAUGAUUUUUUUUUUAAAUAAUUGUUAAUAUGAGAAAAGACGUGUAUGUACACAAAUAUACUUAUGACUUUGUAA